Molecule: messenger RNA, 3359 nt
Organism: Rattus rattus (black rat)
Lineage: Eukaryota; Metazoa; Chordata; Mammalia; Rodentia; Muridae
Gene: Stk10
Product: serine/threonine kinase 10
Exons: 19
Coding region: 97-3051 (984 amino acids)
Biological process (GO): protein phosphorylation
Molecular function (GO): ATP binding; protein serine/threonine kinase activity
Source: RefSeq, a predicted model, not a curated record
GCUCCCCUGCCGCCACGGGCGCACUCGGCCGGUGCUGCGCUGGGGGAGGGUGGCUCUCCGAAGCCGCGCGUCCUGUCGUCGCGCUCCGGAUCCACCAUGGCUUUCGCCAAUUUUCGCCGCAUCUUGCGGUUAUCCACCUUCGAGAAGAGAAAGUCCCGUGAAUACGAGCAUGUCCGCAGGGACCUGGACCCCAACGACGUAUGGGAGAUCGUGGGCGAGCUGGGAGACGGCGCCUUCGGCAAAGUCUACAAGGCCAAAAACAAGGAGACCGGCGCCCUGGCGGCAGCCAAAGUCAUUGAGACUAAGAGUGAGGAGGAACUGGAGGACUACAUCGUGGAGAUCGAGAUCCUUGCCACCUGCGACCACCCAUAUAUCGUGAAGCUCCUGGGGGCCUACUACUAUGAUGGAAAACUAUGGAUCAUGAUUGAGUUCUGCCCUGGGGGAGCAGUGGAUGCCAUCAUGCUGGAGCUGGAUCGAGGCCUCACUGAGCCCCAGAUUCAGGUCGUUUGCCGCCAGAUGUUGGAGGCUCUCAACUUCCUGCACGGCAAGAGAAUCAUCCACCGUGACCUGAAAGCUGGCAACGUGCUUAUGACCCUGGAGGGGGACAUCAGGCUGGCUGAUUUCGGAGUGUCUGCCAAGAAUCUGAAAACUCUGCAAAAGCGAGAUUCCUUCAUAGGAACGCCUUACUGGAUGGCCCCUGAGGUGGUGCUGUGUGAAACCAUGAAGGACGCCCCCUAUGACUACAAGGCUGACAUCUGGUCCCUGGGCAUCACGCUGAUCGAGAUGGCACAGAUUGAGCCCCCACACCAUGAGCUCAACCCCAUGCGGGUCCUGCUCAAGAUCGCCAAGUCGGACCCUCCCACCCUGCUCACACCCUCCAAGUGGUCCACGGAGUUCCGAGACUUUCUGAAGGUAGCCUUGGAUAAGAACCCAGAAACUCGGCCCACAGCUGCGCAGCUGCUGCAGCAUCCCUUCGUCAGCACAGUCACCAGUAAUAAGGCCCUUCGGGAGCUGGUGGCCGAGGCGAAGGCCGAGGUGAUGGAGGAGAUCGAGGACGGCAGGGAGGACGGCAGGGAGGACGGCAGGGAGGACGGCAGGGAGGACGGAGAAGAGGAGGAUGGAGACGAGAAGGAUGCCGUGAGUGCUGUUCCGCCCCUAGUCAACCACACUCAGGACUCCUCCGCCAAUGGAACUCAGCCAAGCCUCAACUCUGACAAGCUUCUCCAGGAUUCUUCCACCCCACUGCCUCCCAGCCAGCCUCAGGAGCCUGUGAACGGGCCCUGUAACCAACCCUCAGGGGAUGGAUCCCCCCAGAACACCAGCCCUGCAGAUGAGGUCUCCAAGAGUGACAAUGGCUUAAAGGUACCUGUUCCCCUCCGGAAGUCCCGGCCACUGUCCGUGGAUGCCAGAAUUCAGGUGACUGAAGAGAAACAAAUCACUGACCAGGCUGAGAACCCCAGUUCUGCAGCCAGCAAACCCCCGAAGGUCAACCAGAGCCGACCUAACAGCAGCGCCCUGGAGACUUUGGGUGUCGAGACUCUGGCCAAUGGUGGCCUGGAGCUCCCCGGCUCUGUAACUCCAAACCAUUCUAAGAGGGCGUCGGACUGUAGCAACCUGUCUACCUCAGAGAGCAUGGACUACAGCACCUCCUUGUCUGCUGACCUGUCAUUGAACAAAGAGACAGGCUCAUUGUCUCUCAAGGGCUCAAAACUGCACAACAAGACCCUGAAGAGGACCCGCCGGUUUGUGGUGGAUGGUGUGGAGGUGAGCAUCACCACCUCCAAGAUCAUCAGCGAAGACGAGAAGAAAGACGAGGAGAUGAGGUUUCUCAGGCGCCAGGAACUCCGAGAGCUUCGGCUCCUGCAGAAAGAAGAACAUAGGAACCAGACACAGCUGAGCACCAAGCACGAGCUGCAGCUGGAGCAGAUGCACAAACGAUUUGAACAAGAAAUCAACGCCAAGAAGAAAUUCUAUGACGUGGAGCUAGAGAACCUGGAGCGGCAGCAGAAGCAGCAGGUGGAGAAGAUGGAGCAGGACCACAGCGUGCGCCGCAGAGAGGAGGCCAAGCGGAUCCGCCUGGAGCAGGAUCGAGACUACGCCAGGUUCCAAGAGCAGCUCAAGCAGAUGAAGAAGGAGGUGAAGAACGAGGUUGAGAAACUGCCCCGGCAGCAGCGGAAGGAGAGCAUGAAGCAGAAGAUGGAGGAACACGCACAGAAGAAACAACUGCUGGACCGAGACUUUGUAGCCAAGCAGAAGGAAGACCUGGAGCUGGCCAUGAAGAAGCUCACGGCAGAAAACAGGCGUGAGAUCUGUGACAAGGAACGCGAUUGCCUUAACAAGAAGCAGGAGCUCCUCCGAGACCGCGAGGCAGCCCUGUGGGAGAUGGAGGAGCACCACUUACAGGAGAGACAUCAGCUGGUGAAGCAGCAGCUUAAGGACCAGUACUUCCUGCAGCGGCAUGACCUGCUGCGCAAGCACGAGAAGGAGCGGGAGCAGAUGCAGCGCUACAACCAGCGUAUGAUGGAGCAGCUGAAGGUCAGACAGCAGCAGGAGAAGGCGCGGCUACCCAAGAUCCAGAGGAGUGACGGCAAGACCCGCAUGGCCAUGUACAAGAAGAGCCUGCACAUCAAUGGUGCGGGCAGUGCCUCCGAGCAGCGGGAGAAGAUCAAGCAGUUCUCCCAGCAGGAAGAGAAGAGGCAGAAGGCGGAGAGGCUGCAGCAGCAGCAGAAACACGAGAACCAGAUGCGAGACAUGGUGGCGCAGUGCGAGAGCAACAUGAACGAGCUGCAGCAGCUGCAGAAUGAAAAAUGUCAUCUGUUAGUGGAGCAUGAAACCCAGAAGCUGAAGGCCCUGGACGAGAGCCAUAACCAGAGCCUUAAGGAAUGGCGAGACAAGCUUCGGCCACGCAAAAAGGCCCUGGAAGAGGAUUUGAACCAGAAGAAGCGGGAACAGGAAAUGUUCUUCAGACUAAGUGAGGAGGCAGAGACCAGACCCACCACACCCAACAGAGCCAGCAAGUUCUUCCCCUACAGCUCUGGGGAUGCUUCCUAACACACACAUGCCUGGGCUGUGGUGGGCAGUACAGCCACCAGGGCCACCAACCCUCUACGAACAAGUGACUCAGGACCUCUUCCUCUUGCUUCUGUGCCAGCUCCAACUACUCAGCACCCCAGUUGUCCACAGCACCACCCCAGUGCUUCUGAUGGAUGACCUCAUCCCAACUCAGAUUCCCAUCACCUAGAAGUGACCUGGGCUGUUGGGGUCCGGGACCGAGCGGGAUGGGCAUACCCCUCCUGUCUGCCAAAACACCAACUCUACUGUCUGUGGGCACAAGCGCUACUGCUGACAUCACCACGAAC